Messenger RNA from Dracunculus medinensis (Guinea worm), 1137 nucleotides. The record is from the annotation of a GenBank genome assembly. NCBI's taxonomy places the organism in Eukaryota, Metazoa, Nematoda, Chromadorea, Rhabditida, Dracunculidae.
AUGAAAAGAAAAUUAUCAUUUUCAGUUGCCUAUCAACAAAAUAUUGCGGUGAUUGGCGAAGGGGCGAUUGGUGUUGCUACAGCUUUGUCAUUGAUAAAGCGUAAUAAUCAUAUUAAUUUAACAGUUUUCUAUGAUAGGCCGUUUGAGAAAACAGUUAGUUGUUGCCCCGCUGGUCUAUUUCGCAUUGAUAGUUUGAAACAUAGGCCAUUUGGCAAAAUAUCGUUUAAAAAUUAUGCAAAAAUAUUCCGUGAAGUACCGCCCAGUAUUUCAGGAGUUAAUCUUAUCUCCGGCCAUAUUCUGUCAACAAAUCUCACCGAACUUGUGGAGCAACUAAUCCAAAACCUGUUUGAAAAUGAUAAUAUAGAAUCACAAACAUGCAAUAAAAAUGGCCUUUUUUUAAAGGAAAGGAUCUAUGGAGAUAUUGUAUAUAAUUUCCGUUAUUUGCGGGAAGAUGAAAUGAAACAAUUUACUGAGCAAAAAGAUGAUGGUCAUAUGUUUGCCAUACAUUUCACGACAUUUACAACUGAAGGUGGUAAAUUCAUACCGUGGAUGAAGAAACAGCUUCUUAAGAAAGGCGUGAAUUUCAUUAAACGGCCGAUUACAACUCUUAGCGAGCUUUAUCCUGAUUUUGAUGUUAUCAUCAAUUGUGCGGGAUUAAAUGGUGGUAUACUGGCUGCCGAUGGAGAUGAUAAAAAUAUGUUCCCGAUCAGAGGUGUUGUUUUUAAAGUCAAUGCCACCUGGCACAAACAUUUCCUAUAUAAGCGUUUCCUAACAUUUACCAUUCCUACAACAGAUAGCGUUUAUAUUGGAACAGUGAAACAAGAAGGUCGUUAUGAUUUAGAAAUUACGCCUGACGAUAGGGAUGAUAUAUUAGGACGUUAUUAUGAGCUGCAGCCUACUAUCAAAGAUGCAGAAAUAUUAGAUGAAUGGGCAGGUUUGCGACCAGGUCGUAUUGGAGGUGUUAGGCUUGAAAUGACAACAAUCAGAUAUCCUACGUUAAAGAAUUAUGGUUUAAUGGAGAAAAUUGUAAAGAUAGUGCAUAAUUACGGUCAUGGCGGUCAUGGUCUGACUUUGGCAAAUGGAUGUGGUGAAACGGUGGCUGAUUUGAUUUUUGGUAAUUCGACGAAAAUUAUUUAA